ACGUUAUAUCCUAUAUAAACACUUACACAUGUUACAUACUUUGCCAAAUGUAUAAAUUUGUAACUGGAUUCAGUUCAUCACAACAAAGGAAUCUUGACUGAAAGUAAUGGAUGAAAUUGCAAAAGUAGAUAAAGCUGUAGCAAGCUUGUGCAAAGGAGAUGACAAAAAAAGUGAUGCUAUGAUGAUGAUGGCUCCAGACAGCAAUUGGGAUCAGUUCUUAACACCAGCUCCGUGUGCUAUUGCUUUGUUGGGAGAUUUGAUAUUAAUUUCAGCCGACACAGACUUUAGUCUUGACGAAAAACCACCCAGAGAUGGCUUCAAGCUCCUCCGGUAUCCAAAUUCAUUCAGAGCAUCAUUAGUUCAAGUCAGCAAUGCUGGAUGGGGUGCAUUUAAUGAGGCACAUACAAGUAUGGAUCAGAUUCGUCUUCAUAGUGGUAACGUUGAUGGUCAUGUAAAAAAUGCCGUUAAAUUUCUUAUGCAAGGUACACCGGAUGAGGUAAAGAGAAUGUUACCUAUGGCACUGUCUAAAAUACAGAACAUCGCUGACGAAAGCUUGCUGCUUGCCAAAGCCAUUGAAGACCGAUUUAUUGGAGUAAUGGAAUUGACAGGAGAACUUCUUGAAGCAUCUACUAAUACGAAAGGGAUUUAUGAUGAAAACACAAAAGAUACUGAAAUAGCAAUUGAAGUCGCAAGAACAGAAAGAGAGUCAAGAAUGAAAGAAAUAAAAAACACAGAAAAAAGACUUUGUAACAUGGACAAGGAGGUAAAGGAAGCACAAUCAGACUUUAAGGAGGCGAGGGAGAAAAUUCCGUCAGACGAUAAUUUACUUAAAAUUGCCGUUAGUGAAUUAAUGAUAGAAGGAGUACGUAAUAUUAUUAGUUUUCCUAAUAUAAUGGCAAAUGGGAUACAGAAGAAACUACGAACUGUAGUAUCAACUAGCAAUGUAGAAGUUGGUGAAAGAGAUGAUGCGUAUUUUGAUAACGAACUAUCACGACAGCGUGUUUACUCUCAAGUAUCAACAAUCACCAGGUAUAUCUCCGAGCUUGUGAAGAUUACAACAGGUAAAACUGAUGUCAACGGUCAGCAAUGUCCUGAUAUGGAAAUGAUAAAUCAUGGUGAUUUAGGUCGCAUCCAGCAAUUCAUUGAAACAGCUAGAAAUCAUGUCAAUAGUGAGGUGAAUAGCGGAGAACUUCGUGAAAGGGUAUUAAAAUUAUGUGAUAAUGCUGUUGACAUUUGCAAUACGCUCCAACGUAUAGCUAAAAGUAUGGCAGAUUUAGAAAAUAGAAAUGCUAUUGUUUCGGAAGCUGUUAACAAAAGUAAAUACCUUCAGAAUGCAUCUCAGACACUCGAGGCAGAGGCACACAAAGCACUUGGAAGGAAUCCACUUGAUAACAAAUCACCUCAUUUGUCCAAAAUGCCUACACAGAGUGGAAGUUCUUCUGCAGUUACAGCAGCGACUGAGAAUGCUCGUUAUAAAACAGAGCUAGCGAAAGAAACCCUGCGAGAUGCUCAACGACGUCAGGAAAAAUCAGCUGAUGAAUUACGAGAGUCCAAUGAAAAACUUACAAAAGUUUUAAUGGACAUGGCAAAACUUGACUUAAAGAAGAUUGACUUUGACACUAUUCGUGAAACUUUAGUUAAAGGCAUUAAAGCAUUAGCUGAAGUAAGAGAGCAAUGGGGAAAACUCGUGAGAUUUUUUCAGAUGCUGUCAAAUCUAAUCAAAUGUUGUCUGCACUCUUCUCUGACGGAUUUUGUAGACCAGGCAACAGUUGGACGUGAAAUACAAAUGACAAAUAAUGCUGCACCAUUAUCUGAUAUAUUUAGGGAUGUCAUUUUUGAACAAGCAUCAAAAGCCAGCCAAGUUGCUUACGUAGUGCGUACAAUUGCUGGAACGUAUGUUCAAAUAUCUAAUGAAUAUUUGAUGGACCGAAUCACCUGCUUAGGACGUUUAGUAGCUCUGGAUCCAAAGAAAGAUGAACAUGAAAUAAGGAGGAAACGCGUGGAACUACAUAAUGGUUGCCAAAAAGCACAAAAAGCUAUACUCUCUAUUGUAAUGAAACAGAAAGCGGAAUUCAACGCAAAAAUUGAGGAAAGAAUCGCAAAACUUCAUGAAAUCGAAAAAAAUAUGCCACCAAUUGAACCCAAAAGAAUUAAAGAAAUAAAAUCGAAUGUGACAUCUGGUAUGGCAACAUUUACCGAUGAUGACAUUGAUGAUAUGAUUUGAUACUUUUAGACAGAAAAUAUUGUAGAAUGUACUUUAUAUUAUGAUGCUUCACAAUUUCACGCAUUUC
Messenger RNA from Mytilus trossulus (common blue mussel), 2291 nucleotides. Its product is annotated as kinesin heavy chain-like. The transcript has 2 exons. NCBI's taxonomy places the organism in Eukaryota, Metazoa, Mollusca, Bivalvia, Mytilida, Mytilidae. The coding region runs from base 107 to 2224 and encodes 705 amino acids. The record is from RefSeq and is a predicted model, not a curated record.